Messenger RNA from Python bivittatus (Burmese python), 1714 nucleotides. Lineage: Eukaryota; Metazoa; Chordata; Lepidosauria; Squamata; Pythonidae. The record is from RefSeq and is a predicted model, not a curated record.
AUCCACCCAGCCGUUUCCACUGGCAGAAGAACGGUCGGCUGCGAGAGGUCGCGCAGAGAGACGCGCUGCGCUCCGCGCUUUCCCUCCGCCGGCACCGCUCUGCCCGCCCGCUCCUCAGCCCCAGCCGCACCGCACCGCAGCGGAGGCGAGCCGAAGCUCCGCGGCCGUCCUUUUCGCGAGGCCGCCCAGAACAAGGCGCAGCUCCGCGGCCCGCCAUGUCCGCCACCCACGGAGGGGACUGGCGCGCCUUGGAAAGCGCGCUGCGCAGCAGCCUCCAACUCCUCCGGGACAAGUGGGGGCCUCGGGCGAGGCUGCGGGGAAACACCGGUGGCACCCCGGGGGAGGAGGAGAAGGAGACGGCAGGGGCGGCCGCAGGCCCGCCCAGCGCCCUGGAAGCCCUGCCGAUAGAUGUGAAAUUAUACAUUAUGUCCUUUCUCACACCAAAAGAUCUGAUUUACUUGGGAAGCACCAACCUCUACUGGAGGAUAACAAUCCAAGAUCCCUUGCUUUGGAGAUAUUUCCUCAUCCGGGAUCUUCCUUCCUGGAAUUCAGUAGAUCGGGAAUCUCUGCCAGAUGCAAAGAUAUUUAACCAGCCUUUUGCUGAGUUAGAUAAUAUGGGCCCAUACAAUUUCAUGGCAGCGUAUAAAAAAUGCUGUUCCUUCCAUAAAAGGUGUUUGAAACCCAACUGGCCUAUGUACGGCACCAUGCCUUCUUUUCUGCAGUCACUGAUCACACAGGCAGAGCCUCGCUUUGCUAUGUUUGGGCCUGGUUUGGAAGAUUUGGAUCAAUCUUUGGUAUACAAAAUGAUGGGAAGUCCAGAAAUUCUGCCACUAGCUGGCAUGCCUUCUAGACAAAUACAUGGAAUAGGCUCCGGAGUCACAUUUCAUUUGAAUGGCCAGAAGUUUAACAUUCUGACGCUGUAUUCAAAAACUAGCAAAGAAAGGCAGAGAGACAAAGCGGAUACAAAUUCCAUCAACAAGAUGUUCUAUGAAGUGAGCAAAGUGGAUGGGACAACACAGUAUAAUCUAAUUGAACAUGUUCAGAAUGUGUGCAGGGUAGCUGAUGGGUUCAUCUAUGUUGCAGACGCUGAGGCUCAUAAAAGACACAAUCGUCAAACUGAAUUUGCUCGGAUGGCAGCGAUGCUUGACCCAACACUUGGGCCUUCAACCAGACCUCUGUUGAUUCUGUCCUGCAUUUCAAAUGCUAGGAUGGAAAGGAUUCCUUGUAUUUACCUGGCACAUCAGCUCCAACUAAACCUGGUUGACCGACCAUGGAUGGUUCAGGAUACUGAAGCUGCCACACUGGUUGGACUGUUGGAUGGAAUUCAAUGGCUCCUGGAACAAAUCAAACAUUAAUCUGCAAUCACUAAGUCACGUUUAAUACAGAAUUAUGUUAUUUACAUUGCAAUACCUGAUUAGAGUGUCAUUUUAUCUCAAUUAAUAAGAGCUGGGAAGAGACAACUGGUACUAAAAAUGACCAGUAAUUUAAUAAUUUUAAAAAAGAUUCCCUCAAGACGUUUCCCAUGGGUGUCUUCCUUCAAGAUUUAAUGGAGACAUGGAAACAAGGAAAGAGUAUUAUACAAUGAAAGAUGGGACAUUCACCCCUUGAUCACCUUGUAACUAAACAUAAGAAUUUAACUGACAUUUUAUUUCAAAAACUUGAAUGAAAACUGAUGGAGAAAAAACCAAUUUUUAACUUUUUGAGAUUUGAUUUU